Messenger RNA from Vitrella brassicaformis, 742 nucleotides. Lineage: Eukaryota; Vitrellaceae. The record is from the annotation of a GenBank genome assembly.
UCAGCUUGGAAAACGCAGCGCUGUCGACAUCCUCGUAACGCAAUAUAUUGAAGUGUCCUAAUGGAUGUCGACAAUCCCACAGUGUCAGUGUGUUGAUCUCUGCAUGUGUCCUACCGUCAGCAUCAGAGUGUACCCACCUACAACACACUGCGAUUACGUGCGGUCCACCUUCUCGUGUCAGCUGCUAUUACCACUCUUGGAGGUCUUGAAGCCAGUAGGUGUGUACUGCCUCUCGCGCCGCGACGAAGUCCCCUCCACUCUCCCUCUGCAGGCCCAUCGUCUCCAUAUCAAAUGCUCCAUAUCACGCUGCACACCCAACACCACAACACCACAGAGCCGCACUGCAUGCCCUUUUAUCCUCUCGCUUUGUCCUUUCUGACACACUCUGAUGGGGAUGAGCGCCUUCGGUUUGGUCGGUAUGCCCCAUGUAGCGGCUGGCACGCCCCAUGCUUCGACACUGGUUUUCUGGCUCUGAGCAACGCUGUUCACACAGAGCAGACAGGCAGCACAGCGUGUGUGCGUAUGUCUGUGUUGUCUGAUCUGUCUGCGUACCGGGCCUGUUCGGGAUCUAUCACAUAGAUGGCACCCUUGGCGAAUACGAUGAAGUGCCCCUGAGAGAGAUCAUCAGCGCAAGUGAGUCUGUUUGUGCAUAUAUCAUGCAUUCAGUGUGUACCUUUCCGAGCGCCUCUGUCGCUUCAUCCCCACUGAUGCCCAGGGAGCGAGAAGCGACAGAGAGCUUCAU